Molecule: messenger RNA, 2385 nt
Organism: Penicillium coprophilum
Lineage: Eukaryota; Fungi; Ascomycota; Eurotiomycetes; Eurotiales; Aspergillaceae
Gene: admB
Exons: 2
Coding region: 1-2385 (794 amino acids)
Biological process (GO): proteolysis
Molecular function (GO): metalloendopeptidase activity
Source: RefSeq, a predicted model, not a curated record
AUGAGGUUUUCCAAUCUCUUGCCCUUCAUCGGUGCAUUUUCAUUCUUUCAGCAAACACAAGCACGAUCACAAGCCUCAGAGGCCAUUCGACAAGUGACGCCCGUGGAUAAUGCCAUCAUUCGUACCCCUUCACACCAAAUAAACCAUCUCUCCCAGUUCGAUAUCACCUUCGCUUUACACCAAGACGGCACGCGCAUAAAGCUAGAACUCGAGCCCAAUCAUGAUAUCCUAGCCGACGACGCUUACGUGCAAUAUAUUGGUGCCGACGGCACAAUCACCCAUGCGGAACCGAUCAACCGACAGGAACACAAAGUUUUCCAGGGUCGCGCCUUGGUAGGAUCCGGCAAGGGAAGAUGGACGCCCGUGGGCUGGGCAAGAAUCACCGUCAAAAGAGAUGGCUUAGAGCCUCUCUUUGAAGGUGCUUUCAGUGUCGAUGAUGACAAGCAUCACAUUGAGUUGCAAUCGACCUACCUCGAAAAGAAGCGCCCGAUGGAUGCCGACGUCGAACCCAGAAAUGGGGAAUCUAUGAUCGUCUAUCGUGACUCCGAUAUGUCUCUCUUUACGCACACUGAGCUCAAGAAGCGGUCGCUCUCUGGAUCAGAGAGCUCGGAGGGCUGCAGCGCAGAUCGACUAGAGUAUAAUGCUGAUCUGUCCAGUUCGAUAUUCGGGUAUGACCUGGACGAAGCAGAUGGUCGGUGGGGUGUCACCUCGUUAAACUCGAUGUUUGGAUUGGGCAAGCGCCAGUCGUCAGAUACUGGCGGUGUCUCGGGCAACACUGGAGGUGUGAAUCUGAAAACGACCAUCGGUGAUUCCAGUGGAUGUCCUAAAACGAAGAAAGUCGCCUUGAUCGGAAUUGCAACGGACUGCAAGUUCACCGAAUCAUUCAUGGCUACCAACUCCACCCCCGGUGCAGCGGCCAAGGACUGGAUCAUCAACAUGGUCAACACGGCUUCAAAUCUUUAUGAGGAAUCUUUCAAUAUAUCCAUCGGCUUACGCAACCUGACAAUUUCCGAGACAGACUGCACCGACAAGGGCUCUUCUGCUACGCCAUGGAACGUGGAUUGUAACGGCGGAAAUGUCACUUGGCGGUUGAAUGAAUUCUCCAAGUGGCGCGCAGCCAGCGCAGAUAACAAUGCCUACUGGACUUUGCUGACAAACUGCCCAACAGGCAGCGAGGUUGGAGUUUCAUGGAUGGGUAGUCUAUGCUCCUCCGAACUGGUCACCUCCGGAGCCAACUCUGUGGCUAGUGCUAACGUCGUAGUUCGCACAUCUGGUUCUACCUGGCAGAUUUUUGCCCACGAGACUGGCCACACCUUUGGAGCAGUGCACGACUGUGAUGAAUCCGGCUGCAAGGACAAUUUAGAAUCCUCAUCUCAAUGCUGCCCGCUGAGUUCGUCGACGUGCGAUGCUGGUGCGAAAUAUAUCAUGAACCCAUAUGCCCAGAACACCAUGACCAAGUUUUCGGAGUGUACCAUCGGUAACAUCUGCUCUGCCAUUGGCAAAAACAGCAUCAAGUCCUCUUGUCUAUCCGAUAACCGCGGCGUCGUCACCAUCAGCGGCAGCCAAUGCGGCAACGGUAUCGUCGAAGCCGGCGAGGAUUGCGACUGUGGCGACGAAGAAAGCUGCGCCGGCAACUCCUGCUGUGACCCGAAGACCUGCAAAUUCAAAGGCAAUUCUGUCUGUGACGACUCCAAUGACAGCUGCUGCAGCCAAUGCCAGUUCGCCUCCGCCGAUACCGUCUGCCGCGCCAGCACCGGAGAAUGCGACAUCGCCGAGACAUGCAGCGGAACCUCAAGCUCCUGUCCCUCAAAUAAAUACAAAGAGGACGGUGCAGCCUGCGGCGAGAAGGACCAAAAACUUUCAUGCGCCAGCGGCCAAUGCACCAGCCGCGACUACCAGUGCCGCACAGUGAUAGGCUCCAUGCUGAGCACCAACGAAAGCUGGGCCUGCGGAAACACAGGUUAUCCAUCCUGCAGUCUCAUCUGCGGCGCACCCUCGCUCCCCCACACCUUUGGUACUACGGAGUGCUACAACAUGCAACAGAACUAUCUCGACGGCACACCCUGCGAUGCCGGCGGCCGCUGCAGCGCAGGCCAGUGCAAGGGCUCCUCGGCCCUGGGCUGGAUCCGCCAGCACGAGAAGCUGGUCAUCGGCGUGUGUGUCGGCGGCGGUACGCUGAUCCUGCUCGCUCUCUUCUUCUGUAUCUACAGCCGUUGCAGGCGCAGUGCACAGCUCCGCAAGGCACGCAAGGCUAUUCCCCCUGGAACAUAUCGCCGCUAUAAUGGGCCCCAGCCUAAUCACCAGCCCAUGGGCCAGUGGCAUGGAUACUGGAAUGGCGGAUAUCAGAAUGUGCCUCCCCCUGGCCCCCCGGCACGAUACUCAUGA